Messenger RNA from Anolis sagrei ordinatus, 2290 nucleotides. Its product is annotated as centrosomal protein CCDC61. NCBI's taxonomy places the organism in Eukaryota, Metazoa, Chordata, Lepidosauria, Squamata, Anolidae. The record is from RefSeq and is a predicted model, not a curated record. Gene Ontology annotation, cellular component: centrosome.
GAGAAACUUCUCAGUCGAGGCGGCAGUUGAGGUGGGACGGCGGGCAGGUAAGAGGCAGUGCAGUGACAACUACAAGGAGAAGGUGGACAUUCCAAGUCGGUGUCCUUCCCCUCUCGGGUCCUCCACUAUGGCGAAGCUCCACGGACUGCAAGCCGACUAUAUUUUCCGUGGCGUUGACCACAUUGUCCGGAUGACGGUGGAAGGGAACCUCUUAGAGGUGGAAGUGGAGGACCGUCUCACUACGGACCAGUGGCGAGGAGAGUUUGAUGCUGCUUUCAUUGAAGACCUGACGCACAAGACAGGGAAUUUCAAGCAGUUUGGGAUCUUCUGCAACAUGCUGGAGUCUGCCCUGGCUCAGAGCAGCGAGUCAGUCACGCUGGACCUUCUUACCUACUCAGACCUGGAGUCGCUGAGAAAUCGGAAAAUUGGCGUGGGACCCCGACACUUGCCUGCCGCCAAGAGCUCUCCGCUCAGCUCCAAGCGUUACCUCAUAUUGAUCUACUCAGUGGAAUUUGACCGAAUCCACUACCCCCUCCCUUUGCCUUACGUGGGGAAGCCGGAUCCGGUGGUCUUGCAGAAGGUGAUCCGGGAGCUCAAGGAAGAGCUGGCCCUCCUGAAAGGAAAGCCGGGCAAGGACCUCCGGGAUGCCGAGAUCCGGCGGCUCCGGGAAGAGCUGCAGAAUGCCCUGGAGGAGAAGCAGGCCGCGGAGACAGCCCUUUUGGGCCUAAGGGAAGAGCUGGCGCUUGUCAACAAAAACGGCGUCCUCAAAGAAGUGAAGAUCCUCAAGAAGGUGGUGCAGAGCCUGGAGGAGGAGCUGACCAAAGAGAGGGCCAAGCACCAGCGGGCUGCCAACAAGCGCCUGCAGGAGAGCCAGCACCUCGCGGAAGAGCUGGCGGAGAUGAAAGCGACAGAGAGGAGCCUCCGGAUUCGCGUGAAGAACCUGACCAAUGAGUUGGCUUUAUACCGGAAAGGGCGCUUCACGCCGAGUGGACCUUCACCCCAAAACCACUCAUCAGCAUCCUCCCGCCAUUUUACCCAGCCAGCCAUCCUGACCCGAGACAGUGCCAAGAAAAGGGAUGACCGCCGCUGCAGCUCAAGGGAACAAUCGGCCUCACGGGAGCGUAGCGGGGCCUGGGGUCCCGGCCAGCAACGGUCCACAUCCAGGGAAGGGCGCAGCAGCGGGAGCCAAGGCCGGGCCCCGCGACAGUCUCCUUCUCCCACAGGCCCCCGGGCUCCUCGGUUUGAUCCCACUGCCUUCGUGAAAGCUAAGGAACGCAAGCAGAAGGAGGCCGAACUGAAAAACAAGCGAAACUUGAGGCGAGGGAUAGGAGACACCCCGCCAAGCGGAUGGCACCAUCGAACUGGGUUGACUUUCAACAACAGCGGCCUCGGAAAAACCCGGGGCAGGAGCUCCUCCGUGGAAAGCUUCCGCAGCAGGCGAUCCUCUGCAAGCUCCGGGAGUGAGAUGGACGAAUAUUCAGAACCUGUUGCAACAAGGCGAGAGAGGGGCCGGAAGCGAGUGGCAAGGGGCAGGAAGCCCUUGAGCACCUCAUCAUGGAAUGGCCCCACAGUGGUCUCCCGGACAGACGGUGGUCACCGGAAACACUUGGAAAGCACUCCCACCCCAGGCAAGCGAGCAGACAAAGAGAAUCUGUAUGACGACGAGCCAUCCGCAGACCUCUCUGAGAUUGAUGCUCGCCUGCAAGCGCUGCAGGAGUAUAUGAACAAACUCGAGACGAGAACGUAGUCCCUUCAGCGGACAAAGCCAGGGAGCAGGGGAUAUGGCUUGGCAAUGAAUAAUAUAAUAAUUAUCUCCCAUGAAGGAUGUUGACAUCACUGUUUGCAAGCUCAAACAUGGCAAAAUACAGAAGAUGCAGCUUGCAAAAUACCUGCCGUUUGGGAACUUCCUUCUGUUGUUUAUUCCGGGAGAUGAACCCAAAAGGAGUUGGGAGGGGGGUCAUAGCCAGACAAAAACUAUGAUUUUUUUAGGCUUGAAGUCAGGGUAUGGUAUGUAGCUUUUGACUCUGUAAAUCCUAGAAUUCUCUGGUCUGAAUUGAGAGGAUUCUGGGAAUUAUAGUCCACUAUUAAGCUCUGCAGAGGAAGCAACUUUUGUCGGUCCCUCGCCUAACAAUUCGAUGCAGUCUCUUCCAAAACAUUCCUCUCGGCUUCUCUUUCCGGAAAGGAUUGCCUCGUCUUCCCAUCUUUCUGUGUGACCCCACUUUUUGCUAUAUAAUCCUGUGUUGCGGUGAAUCUUUUUCUACAAAUAAACCUUAUUUUUUUCCCCUUUCAA